Molecule: messenger RNA, 1878 nt
Organism: Prunus armeniaca (apricot)
Lineage: Eukaryota; Viridiplantae; Streptophyta; Magnoliopsida; Rosales; Rosaceae
Source: the annotation of a GenBank genome assembly
AUGCACGCAUGCCCCAAUGAUUGCAUCUUGUAUAAGAAGGAGUAUGAAUAUUUAACUAAUUGUCCUACUUGUGGUAUCUCAAGGUGGAAGGAAGGCAAAGAUUCAAUCUUGAAAGAGGGUGUGUCAGCAAAGGUGGUGUGGUAUUUUCCUCAAAUUCCAAGGUUUAAAAGGAUGUUUCGAUCACAUGAGACAGCUAAAAGUUUGACUUGGCAUGCUGCUAGAAAAUCAAUUGACGGUCAAAUAUCUCAUUUGGCGAAUUCCCCGUAUUGGAAACUUCUUGAUGAUAAAUUGCCCGAGUUUGGUAAUGAGCCGAGAAACUUGAGAUUGGCUCUCUCAUCUGAUGGAUUCAAUCCCCACAGUUCUCUAAGUAGCAGAUAUAGUUGCUGGCAAGUUAUCUUAGUUACAUAUAAUAUCCCUCCAUGGCUGUGCAUGAAACGAAAGUUCAUGAUGUUGACCUUAUUGAUUUCCAGUCCUAAACAACCCGGAAAUGAUAUAGACGUCUACUUGGAGCCUUUGAUUUAUGAUUUAAAAUCUUUGUGGGAUAGGAUUAGAGGAGUGUAUGAUGCACAUAAUGGAGAAUACUUUACACUCAGAGCUGCAUUAAUGUGGACAAUUAAUGAUUUCCCUGCCUAUGGAAACUUAUCUGGUUGUGUUGUUAAAGGAUAUAAAGCUUGUCCAAUAUGCGGCAAUGAUACACCUAGUCACAGGUUGAAAAAUGGCCACAAAAUUUGUUACAUUGGGCAUAGAAAAUGGUUACUAAUCAAUCAUCUAUAUAGGAGGCAACGUGCAGCUUUUAAUGGGAAACCUGAAUAUGGCACGCCUCCCGAGCCAUUAACCGGAGAAGAAGUGUUGCAUAUGGUUGAAGAUGGUGACAGAGUUUGUUGGAAGAAGAAAUCAAUAUUCUUUGAUCUCGAGUAUUGGAAAUACCUUCCUGUGAAGCAUGUCCUAGAUGUUAUGCACAUUGAGAAGAAUGUUUGCAAUAGUAUCAUUGGUACAUUGCUGGAGAUCCCUGGAAAAAAUAAAGAUGAGAUUGCUGCUCGAUUAGAUUUAUUGAACAUGGGGGUGAAAACUGAUUUGCAACCGGAGUAUGGAGAAAGACGUACUUGUUUGCCUCCCGGCCUUGGAAUUUGUCAAGAGCAGAGAAGAGAGAGGUUUGCAAUUCUUUCUAUGACUGUUGAUGUUUCCAAGCUAGAUAAGUUGGAAGAAGAUGUAGUAGUUACUUUGUGUUUGCUUGAGAAGUACUUUCCCCCUUCAUUCUUUGAUAUCAUGGUUCAUCUAGUAGUACAUCUUGUCAGAGAAGUUCGUCUAUGUGGGCCAGUAUAUUUUAGAUGGAUGUAUCCGUUUGAAAGAUAUAUGAAAGUGCUAAAGGGGUAUGUUCAGAAUCGUACUCGUCCCGAAGGUUGCAUUGCUGAGCGGUAUAUAGCUGAAGAAGCUGUAGAGUUUUGUACCGAACAUUUAUUUGAUGUUAGUACAGUUGGAGUGCCUUCAAGCCAAAAGAUGGGAGUUUCAAAGCCAUUAUUAGGUUGCACAGUGAGCGUAGUUGAUCGGGACCUGUUGAACCAAGCACAUCUAUAUGUCUUGGAGAAUACGGAGGAAGUCCUACCUUAUAUCGAGCAACAUAUGAUCCACAUCAAGACCGCUUAUCCAAAAUUUAGAAAGAGAACAAAGUGGCUGCAAGAUAAGCACAAUAGCACUUUCAUUCAAUGGCUACGCUUCAAGAUUCAAAGUGAACUUAAUGAGGAAGACAAUCAUGGCGUAUCAGAAAAUUUAAGGUGGCUAGCAGCUGGUCCAAACAUGGCAGUGCCAUCAUAUAGGAGCUAUCUUAUUAAAGGUAUUAAAUUUAACAUCAAGGCACAAAAUGAUGUGCGGACAACUUAA